AUGGCAUCCUUCCAGAACUCAACUGCCGAAGUUAGAAAGGUCAAAAAGGUCCAGUUCGGUAUCCUCAGUCCUGAUGACAUCCGUGAGAUGUCAGUCGUACUGGUCGAACAUCCAAACAACUACGAGAAUGGCAAACCAAAGCCCGGUGGACUGGUCGACCCUAGGAUGGGCACAGUGGACAAGUCACAGAAGUGUGCAACGUGCUCUGGUACGAUGGCCGAGUGUCCAGGUCAUUUCGGUCACAUCGAGCUGGCCAAGCCAGUCUUUCACAUUGGAUUCAUCGACACAGUCUUGAAGAUUCUCAGAUGUGUUUGUUUCCACUGUUCCAAGUUGUUGGUCGAUACUGACGAUGUACAUUUUAGACAGGCGCUAAAGAUCAAGAAUCCAAAGAGACGACUGGGUGCUGUGGUCGAUAUUUGUAAAACAAAGAAGGUCUGCGCAUUGGCCGCCGAGGAUAAGGAGGACGAUCUGUCAAAGACUGAGGAGGAGCUGCGCGAGAAAGAGAAGAAGCAGAAGCAGGGCGGUUGUGGAAACCUCCAGCCAAAGAUUACCAAGGAGGAGUUGAAGUUCAUCGUCGAGUUCAAAGAGGUCCAGGACGAGUCUGUCGAGAAGAAGUCGAUUCUGUCUGCAGAGAGAGUUCACAACAUACUAAAGAGAAUCAAAGAUGAAGACUGCAAGGCGAUGGGACUCAACCCAGAGUGGGCAAGACCCGAUUGGAUGGUGGUGACAGUGUUGCCAGUGCCACCACCUCCAGUUCGCCCAUCCAUUAUGAUGGACACAGCCUCUAGAGGAGAGGACGAUCUGACCUACAAGCUGGCAGACAUUGUCAAGGCAAACAAGGAGCUCAAGAAGCAGGAGAAGAACGGUGCGCCCGCUCACAUCAUCACAGAGGCCACACAGUUCCUCCAGUUCCACGUUGCCACCUAUGUCGACAACGAGCUGCCAGGUCUGCCACAGGCACAGCAACGUUCUGGCCGUCCGCUCAAGACGCUCCGCCAGCGUCUAAAGGGCAAGGAGGGCAGAAUCAGAGGUAACCUCAUGGGCAAGCGUGUGGACUUCUCCGCAAGAACAGUCAUUACUGCCGACCCCAACCUCUCCAUUGACCAGGUGGGUGUGCCUCGCUCUAUCGCACUCAACCUCACCUACCCCGAGACAGUGACGCCAUUCAACAUCGACCGCAUGCGUGAGCUGAUCCGCAACGGCCCCAACGAACAUCCAGGUGCCAAGUACAUCAUCCGUGAGGAUGGCCAGCGUUUCGACCUGCGUUUCCUCAAGAAGGUCAGCGACAUGCAUCUCGAGUGCGGCUACAAGGUGGAGAGACACGUUCAAGAUGGUGACGUGGUCAUUUUCAAUCGUCAACCAUCGCUUCACAAGAUGUCUAUGAUGGGUCAUCGUAUCAAGGUUAUGCCGUACUCCACGUUCCGUCUCAACCUCUCUGUAACCACACCAUACAACGCCGACUUUGACGGUGACGAGAUGAACCUCCACGUGCCACAGACCGUGGAGACUCGUGCCGAGGUCAUUGAGAUCAUGAUGGUGCCUCGCUGCAUCGUCUCGCCACAGGGUAACCGUCCCGUCAUGGGUAUCGUGCAGGACAGUCUGCUCGCCAGUCGUCUGUUCACCAAGAGAGACACACUGGUAGAGCGUGACCUCAUGAUGAACAUCCUGAUGUGGCUGCCAACCUGGGAUGGCAAGAUCCCCGCGCCCGCCAUCCUCAAGCCCAAGAAGAUGUGGACCGGCAAACAACUGUUCUCGCUCAUCAUCCCCAACAUCAACUUGGUGCGCCCGUGCUCUACAUACAGUGACAAAGAGAAGGAGAAGGACACGUCAGAGUACGCCUCGGACACGAUGGUCAUCAUCGACCGUGGUGAGCUCAUGGCUGGUAUCCUCGACAAGAGAUCGCUGGGUAACACCAACGGAUCAAUCAUCCACGUCACGUGGACCGAGCACGGACACGAGGCCACACGUCUCUUCAUCGACCAGACACAGACCGUCGUCAACCAUUGGCUCAUCAACCACGGUUUCACCGUGGGUAUCGGUGACACGAUUGCCGAUGCGGCCACAAUGGUCAAGGUGCAGAACUCUAUCACAUCGGCCAAGUCGCAGGUGAAGGAGCUGAUCAUCAAGGCGCAGUCCAACCAGUUUGAGACGCAGCCCGGACGUUCCAUGCUCGACUCGUUCGAGAAGGAGGUCAAUCGUGUGCUCAACACAGCCAGAGAUGACGCCGGUACCAACGCCCAGAAGUCGUUGUCCGAGUCCAACAAUGUCAAGGCAAUGGUCAAUGCCGGUUCCAAGGGAUCGUUCAUUAACAUCUCGCAGAUGAUGGCCUGUGUCGGUCAGCAGAACGUGGAGGGUAAGCGUGUGCCCUUUGGUUUCCAGCAUCGCACGUUGCCUCACUUCACAAAGGACGACAACGGACCAGAGAGUAGAGGUUUCGUCGAGAACUCCUAUCUGAGAGGACUGACUCCCCAGGAGUUCUUCUUCCACGCUAUGGGAGGUAGAGAGGGUCUCAUCGAUACAGCCGUCAAGACCUCAGAGACUGGUUACAUCCAGCGUCGUCUGGUCAAGGCCAUGGAGGAUGUCUCGGUCAAGUACGACGCCACAGUGCGUAACUCGCUGGGCGACGUCAUUCAAUUCGCCUACGGUGAGGACGGUCUGGACGGCACGUCCUUUGAGAACCAGACUAUCGACACACUCAAGGUCGACAACAACGCCUUUGCCCGCAUGUACAGACACCAGAUCGAUCGCUCCGACUAUGGCGAUGGCUGGAUCGACCCACUCAUUGUGGAGGAGAUCCGCAACGACCCCACCAUCAGAGAGGCGUUGGACCGCGAGUACAAGAGACUCGAGUCCGACCGCCACCUGCUGCGCACAGAGAUCAUCCCAAGUGGUGAGGCCACCUGGCCAUUGCCAGUCAACCUUGCUCGUCUGCUCACCAACGCACAGAGAUUCUUUGGCAUCGACCACAGGAGGAUCAGUGACCUGAACCCAGCCACGGUCGUCACAGCGAUCGAGCGUCUAGCCAGCCGUCUAAAGAUCAUCCCACAUCUCGAGACCAACGACGAGGAUGCCAACUACAACAAGGCCUGGAACGAGACUCAUCAGAACGCCACACUGCUGUUUAGCAUGCUGCUCCGCAGCACUCUCGCUUCGAAGCGUGUCAUGAAUGACUACCGUCUGAACGAGAAGGCCUUCAGCUGGCUGUGCGGUGAGAUCGAGAGCAAGUUCAUGCUGGCCCUCGCCAACCCAGGUGAGAUGGUGGGUGCCCUUGCAGCCCAGUCCAUCGGAGAGCCUGCCACACAGAUGACACUGAACACAUUCCAUUAUGCUGGUGUGUCUUCAAAGAACGUCACACUCGGUGUGCCUCGUCUCAAGGAGAUUAUCAACUUGGCCAAGAAGGUGAAGACCCCCUCACUCUCUAUCUACCUCAGACCCGAGCUCUCCAGAGACAGUGAGCUGGCCAAAGCGGUGCAGAGUCAGCUUGAGUACACAGUCAUGGAGACCGUGACAGCUGCCACAGAGAUCUACUACGACCCCGAUCCCCAGACCACCAUCAUCAAGGAGGACUUGGAAUACGUCAAGCUCCACUACGCCCUUGAGGAUGUGCGCGAGGAGAACCUGUCGCCAUGGAUGCUCCGUAUCGAGCUGGACAAAGAGAUGAUCACCGACAAGAGGCUGCACCUCUCCGACAUUGCCCAGUGUAUCAAGCGUGACUUUGGAAAGCUGGACUGUGUCAUCAGUGAUGAUAACUCGCCCAAGCUUAUCAUCCGUAUUCGUACGAUCGAUGAGGACAUGAAGAACAGCGAGAAUGACGACGACGACACCUUCCUGCGUCGUAUUGAGGCCAAGAUGCUCAGUGAGAUGGUGCUCUGUGGUGUACCCGGCAUCAAGAAGGUGUUCAUGCGUCAAGACAACAUCAUCAAGGUCAACGACAAUGGAUCUUUCGACAAGGAGAAGGAGUGGGUGCUGGAUACCGAUGGAGUCAACCUGCUCGAGGUGAUGAGCCACCCAGACGUGGACUUCUCCAGAACAGUGUCCAACGACAUCAUUGAGAUCAUCCAGGUGCUCGGUAUCGAGGCCGUGCGUAAUGCCUUGCUGAAGGAGCUGAGAGCGGUCAUUUCCUUCGACGGUUCCUACGUCAACUACCGCCAUUUGGCCAUCCUUGCUGACGUCAUGACCUACCGUGGCCAUCUGAUGGCCAUCACCAGACACGGUAUCAACCGUGUCGAGUCCGGUGCCUUGAUGCGUUGUUCCUUCGAGGAGACUGUCGAGAUUCUCAUGGACGCUGCCAUGUUCUCCGAGACCGAUGAGGUGAAGGGUGUGACUGAGAACAUCAUUCUCGGUCAGCUGCCACCAUUGGGAACGGGAAGCUUCGAGGUGUUCCUCAACUCAGACAUGAUCAAGAACGCCCACUCCAUCGCCAUGCCAGAGUCCAACGCCAUGAUUGGCUACAACGACGCCCCAGGCGCACAGACUCCCUCGCACGAUGGUGGAAGCACCCCAUACCAUCAUCCAUUCAGCCCAUCGGAUGCUCCUUUCUCGCCAUUCAACGAGACCUACAGAGGAGACUUCUCACCGGGCUACUCUCCAGCCAACAGAGGCUCAUCAUCGUACUCCUAUUUCCCAGCCUCACCCACAUACUCACCAACCAGCCCAAGCUACUCACCAACGAGUCCAAGCUACUCGCCAACUAGCCCAAGCUACUCACCAACCAGUCCAAGCUAUUCGCCGACUAGCCCAAGCUACUCACCGACUAGCCCAAGCUAUUCACCAACUAGCCCAAGCUAUUCCCCAACGUCACCAUACUACAGUCCGACUAGUCCAUCGUACAGUCCGACAAGCCCAUCGUACAGUCCGACCAGUCCAUCGUACAGCCCAACAAGCCCAUCGUACAGCCCGACUAGUCCAUCGUACAGCCCAACCAGUCCAUCGUAUAGUCCGACAAGUCCAUCGUACAGCCCGACUAGUCCAUCGUAUAGCCCAACUAGUCCGUCGUACAGUCCGACCAGUCCAUCAUACAGCCCAACCAGCCCAUCGUAUAGUCCAACCAGCCCUUCAUACAGCCCGACCAGUCCCUCGUAUAGCCCCACCAGCCCAAGCUAUGCUCCCUACAACAACAACACCAACAACAAGAAGUAG
This is a messenger RNA of Acytostelium subglobosum LB1, 5139 nucleotides long. RefSeq lists its product as hypothetical. The transcript has 3 exons. Gene Ontology annotation, biological process: transcription by RNA polymerase II. Bases 1 to 5139 code for a protein of 1712 amino acids. Lineage: Eukaryota; Evosea; Eumycetozoa; Acytosteliales; Acytosteliaceae. Gene Ontology annotation, molecular function: DNA binding. The record is from RefSeq and is a predicted model, not a curated record. Gene Ontology annotation, cellular component: RNA polymerase II, core complex.